AUGGCUUCAUCUCAUCCUUGGACUAAUCUACCAGGUCAACUUUAUUCAAUCUUUCCCGUCUUCGACGAACUGAUUGACAAAGAUCCUCAAUAUAAUGCUUUUAUAAAGACUCCAGCGAUUCUAUCUCAGAUUGUCUUUGGGAUUGGCACAGCUUUGUCAGAUAAAAUCAUAAUUAUUGCCAUUGAUAAUGGCAAAUGUCAUGCUAAAGCCGGUAAUGCCCAGGAGGCUUCAUUUAUACUAUCGGCUUCACCUGAACACUGGGAGCAGUUUUUCCAACCAAUCCCAGUGGCUCCAUUCCAAAGUUAUUGGGGUAUGUUAGGAAUGAAUAUCAAGCAGGAAGGUACUCAGGUUCAAGGAGAUCAAAUAUCCUUCACUCAGCAUACCCAUAUUUGGAGACGUGUCCUUGAAGUCCUUCAUGACGCAUAUUGCGGGCCGAUGCAAGUGGACGAGGAGCUUGAAAUGGAUGAGGAUUAUGUUAUUGGCCGUUAUGUAUACCUAACUAUCCCAACAUGGGGAAGAUGCAAAGUAUUUUACGAACAAAGCGGUUUCGGAGAACAAGACAUAGUGUUCCUCCAUACCGCCGGUGCAGAUGGUCGGCAAUAUCAUGGCGUUAUGAAUCAUGCUACAAUGCGGGAGAAGUGCAAUAUGAUAGCUUUUGAUCUACCAGGUCAUGGAAAAAGCUUCCCUCCUCAAAAUUAUUGUCCCGGUGAUUACACAAACACCGAAGAUAGCUAUGUUGGUGCUAUCGCAGCCAUAAUUAAGAAGUUAAAUUUGAAAAAGCCUAUAAUAUGUGGAGCAUCUAUGGCUGGUCAAGCUUGCCUAGCUGUAGCGACUAGAGCUGAUGAAGUGGGUGCCGGUGGAGUAAUUCCACUGCAAGGUUGCGAUUAUCUCAACAUGGAUCGUCACUUUAACGAUCUAUCACCUUACAUCAACCAAUCCCUUUUCAAUCCCGAAUGGAUUUACGGAAUGCUAUCACCAACCACCCUUCUCCCCAACAAACAACUAAUCUGGCACCUAUACAGCCAACAAGCCUACGGAAUCUUCCACGGCGAUUUAAAUUUCUACUUUGGAGGUUUCGACGGACGCGUCCGAGUCUCCAAUAUCGAUACAAAAAAAUGUCCAGUGUAUAUGUUAACGGGUGAAUAUGAUUGGAGUAAUACUCCAGCGAUAGCUCAAGCUACUUGUGAUAAAAUUCUAGGUGCUAAACAUGUUUCUAUGUCUGGUAUGGGUCAUUUCCCCGCUACGGAAAAUCCGGAGAGGUUUGUUUUGUUUUUGUUGGAGGCUGUGGAUUGGAUUCGAUGGAGUAGAGGAUACUUGGAUUUGUUGGGGGUUAUUGGAUGA
Sclerotinia sclerotiorum 1980 UF-70 is the source of this 1341-nucleotide messenger RNA. RefSeq lists its product as hypothetical. NCBI's taxonomy places the organism in Eukaryota, Fungi, Ascomycota, Leotiomycetes, Helotiales, Sclerotiniaceae. Bases 1 to 1341 code for a protein of 446 amino acids. The record is from RefSeq and is a predicted model, not a curated record. The transcript has 4 exons.